This is a messenger RNA of Ailuropoda melanoleuca (giant panda), 718 nucleotides long. RefSeq names its product regulatory subunit of type II PKA R-subunit domain containing 1 (gene RIIAD1). Lineage: Eukaryota; Metazoa; Chordata; Mammalia; Carnivora; Ursidae. Bases 42 to 425 code for a protein of 127 amino acids. The record is from RefSeq and is a predicted model, not a curated record. The transcript has 5 exons.
CCCGCCGCCGCGUGGUCCGUCGCCUUGACGACCUGGGCAAGAUGGCGACGCUGCAGGGCGGGCUUCUGGGGCCAGACCCAGGGGCGCUGAGCCCCGCGCAGCAGGAACAGCUGCGCAACUUCAAGAUUCAGACUCGGAUUGCUAACGAAAAAUACCUGAGGACCCACAAGGAAGUGGAGUUGCUCCUAAGUGGUUUCUUCAGGAGAAAUUUCCAGGAGGAACUGGAUGUCUGUGCCUGGCUGCUGCGAGAACAGCCCCUUCCCUUCCUUGUCAUCCCCACCUCUGGGGCCAGAGAAAUGUUUUUGAAAAGACCAGGCAACAUCCAAGAAUUUGCGGCAGGGUCACCGGAAGCAAGGGAGCCCUGGUGCUAUCAGGAUGCGGUUCCGAGUUGUCUUGGCCCUGUCUGCUGUUGUAAAGGCUUUUAAAGAUAUUCAUUAAAAACAUCAUUCCACUCUCUCUGCUGUGUUUCACUCCAAAGGAGGAAGCCAUCCUGCAGGGAGAGCUGUUGCACCCCUCCUUUGACCUGCCAGGUGGCAGGGCUGUCUGUCUGCGGCAGCCCAUGGGCCUCUGCUAGGUCAGCGGGCUGCUCCCACGUGUGCCUCACACUGUGUCCUCCCUGCCCCUCCAAGCCUCUUGCUCUCAGAGCCAAGGCUGGACGAAAGAACAGGGUUGGGGACCCUGUGAGGACCACAGCUGAUCUGGGUGGCCCGGAAGCCAC